Messenger RNA from Sinocyclocheilus anshuiensis, 2621 nucleotides. Its product is annotated as flotillin-1-like. NCBI's taxonomy places the organism in Eukaryota, Metazoa, Chordata, Actinopteri, Cypriniformes, Cyprinidae. Gene Ontology annotation, molecular function: protease binding. The record is from RefSeq and is a predicted model, not a curated record. Gene Ontology annotation, biological process: positive regulation of cell junction assembly; positive regulation of cell-cell adhesion mediated by cadherin; regulation of receptor internalization. Gene Ontology annotation, cellular component: flotillin complex; cytoplasmic vesicle; plasma membrane. The coding region runs from base 142 to 1419 and encodes 425 amino acids. The transcript has 13 exons.
CGGGGCGCCAUCACUAUCACACGCUGCUACUAGUUACAGCCUGCUGGACUGCUGCGUCUUUAUCUUACACCGUUUUGAAAAGAGCCCAGAUAUCGUGCUAUUAUCAAGUCGAUUAAUAUUUUCUAUCCAUUCACCUAACGUAUGAAAAUGUUUUACACUUGCGGUCCAAAUGAAGCAAUGGUGGUGUCGGGUUUCUGCCGCUCACCACCAGUCAUGAUCUCUGGUGGGAGAGUGUUUGUUUUCCCAUGCAUUCAACAGAUACAAAGGAUCUCUUUGAACACACUGACGCUGAAUGUAAAGAGUGAUAAAGUCUACACAUGUCAUGGAGUGCCCAUCUCUGUCACUGGAAUUGCACAGAUGAAGAUUCAAGGACAAAAUAAACAGAUGUUGGCUGCAGCAUGUCAGAUGUUUCUGGGAAAGUCAGAGGGUGAGAUUGCCCACAUUGCCUUGGAAACACUGGAGGGUCACCAGAGAGCAAUCAUUGCCCACCUGACUGUGGAGGAGAUCUACAAAGACAGGAAGAAGUUUUCCGAGCAGGUGUUUAAGGUGGCUUCAUCCGACCUUGUCAACAUGGGCAUCAGCGUGGUCAGCUACACACUCAAAGACGUUCACGAUGACCAGGAUUACCUGCACUCUUUGGGGAAGGCCCGUACGGCACAAGUGCAGAAGGAUGCUCGUAUUGGGGAAGCCAUGAACAAAAGAGAUGCAGUGAUCAGGGAGGCCAAUGCUAUACAGGAGAAGGUAUCUGCUCAGUACAUGAAUGAGAUCGAGAUGGCUAAGGCUCAGAGAGACUACGAGCUGAAGAAGGCUGUCUAUGACAUUGAGGUCUUCACCAAAAAAGCUGAGUCUGAAAUGGCCUAUCAGCUCCAGGUGGCAAAGACAAAGCAGCGGAUCGAGGAGGAGAAGAUGCAGGUGUUGGUGGUGGAGCGCUCGCAGCAAAUCACGCUUCAGCAACAGGAGAUCACACGCAAGGAGAAAGAGCUGGAGGCCAAAGUCAAGAAACCAGCCGAGGCCGAACGAUACCGGCUGGAGAAACUGGCGGAAGCAGAACGUCUUCAGCUAAUCAUGGAGGCAGAAGCUGAGGCCGAAUCUAUCAAAAUGAGAGGAGAGGCCAAAGCAUACGCUGUGGAGGCUAAAGGUCGUGCCGAGGCUGAGCAGAUGGCUAAGAAGGCUGAGGCCUUCCAGAACUACAAGGAAGGAGCUAUGGUGGACAUGUUGCUGGAGAAACUGCCACUGAUGGCAGAGGAGAUAAGUAAGCCCCUGUCAGCUACCAAUAAGGUCACCAUGGUUUCCAGUGGAGGUUCAGAGAUUGGCGCAGCCAAGCUGACAGGUGAAGUGCUUGACAUCAUGACCAGACUGCCUGAAACCAUUGAGAAACUAACUGGGGUCAACAUUUCCCAGGUGGCCCAGACUGGUUGAAGAAAUUCUCCAACAUGACAUUUCUGUAUGCAUGCUUCAUUAAUCUUGUAUAUUUUUCUCUUACUCUCACUUUUUCCUCAGGUUCUUUAUCAUUUAAAUGACUCUCUUCUCUAUCUUUGAAAAUGUAUUUCUUCUCCUUUUAUCUUUCUUACCUUCCACACUGUAUCUCUUUGUUUUUCCCUUUCCCAUGUUUCUCUCGACCUACACUUCCUGUCUGUCUUGCAAUGCUGCCAAAACCCAGAGUGCAUUUUAAUCUAAAACUCCAGGGAAGAAUGCUGUUCUUUAUAUUUUUAAUGCAAGCAUAAGAAGACAGUGAAGUCCAAGGAUCUGUUGAAUGCCAUUAGACACUGCAACGUCUGACAUUUUGAAAUGUUACUUUCACCUGUAGGUUUUCUUAUAGAGCACUUUUUAAUGCUGGUAGAGCACUAAGAGCAUUUCGUUAUAUUUGAGCUUUCCAUUAGGUAAGCUUUUGGAAGCCAAAGUAACAUGAAGGGAAACACAUUUAUAAGGACUGGUGCUGUUGUGUCAUUUGUUUCUGUGGGUUGAAUAGGAUAUACUUUCACUUUACCUCAACAGUACAUUAUAGCUAUAUUAGUUGGACAUAAUCGUGUAGGAGUUAUAGCAGUUAUCUGCUUCAAAUUGUACCGCACUCUGAAAUCUGAAGAUACUGCCAAUAAUGUCAGAUCUUCAUAUGUGUUUAUUCAAACGAACAAUCAAGUGUCUUUGUGUUAUGCAGAAUUACAGAUCAGUAAUUAUUUAAAAAGUAACUUAUUUAUUUCACAAUUAUCGUUUGAAUGUUUUUUUGUAUAGAUUAAAGUGUUUUCAUGCAUGACAGAAGGGUGCGAUUUUAUACAUACACACAUAUGUCCUUAACAAUGUUGAUCAUGAUCAUAACCAUGUAGUGUACUCUAGGACUAGACAAACAGGGAAACUUGUUACAUUUUUAGACAGUUCUGUUCAUUAAAUAUGUCUGAAGGCUGAGUUCUUGUCAAAAUAGUUGUGUUCCAUAAAAAAAGUGGGAUUUUAGGGAGUUCUAAUAUAUGUUUUGUUCAUAAUCAUACAGUAUUUAAUACUGGUCACACUACAUUUUUCUUUGAUUACAUCAUAAAAAUUGUGAUGAAUGUUCUGUUUUCAAAUGUUUAAUUGUCAGUACAAUAUGUUGACUUCAUUAUGUAUAAUUCAUAGGCACUAAUGACAAUUUA